ACAAACCAUACAUCAAUGGAAAUCUUAUUUAUUUCAUAUGAUGUAUAAAUCUCAAUUUAAAAAAUUUACCCUUAUGACUGGUUUUGUGGUCCAGGGUCACACACACACACACACACACACACACACAUAUAUAUAUAUAUAUUAGGGGUUGCACGGUACUUAUAUUCGUACCGAACCGUCACAGUACGGGCAUCUCGGUUCGGUGCAUGAGGCCUUACAACGAAUACAGCCAAUUCACCCUCAAUCCAGAAGGGUGCGCCCGCAGUAAUGCAGCGCUGUUUGAUAACCGCCAGCAGAAGAACAGCGAAGGCCAUGAGUUGCGCACUUGAUAACAAAGCACCCAGACAGUGACCAUGUGCUGCUUCUGAACGCGUCUCUCACAUAGGAAUAUACUUUAAAGGCUUGUGCACUCAACUGUUUGCGAAAUGGAGCUUUGUGCUCGUCCAUGAAGGUGGUGCUGCUGGCGGUGCUGUUGGUGUUGGCCGCGUGGGCAGAUUCGGCCCAGGCCCAGAAAGCUCUGAGACUCUGUGGCCGUGAGUUUUUUCGGGCUGUCGUCUACACGUGUGGGGGUUCCAGAUGGAGGCGGGGCCAAAACGACGACCCCUUAAAUGGUUAUGAAAUCGAGACUGAUGUGGAGUCACUGACCUCUACAGAAAUGGAUCGAGUAAGAAGAGAGGCCCAUGAAGCGCUGCCCUCCGCGUGCUGUAAAGUGGGAUGCAGAAAAAGUGAUCUUGUUCUCAUGUGCUGAGAAACGCUCCCAACAUCAUCAUCUUCUCUGUGCAAAAUGCAUUUAAAAUAUUAUUUUUCAGAGGACUUGAAUUACAUAAAAACUCUCAAAGUUAAAAUGGUUUUAAAAUGAACAUUUGAAAAAUGUUCAGAUGUUGUUUUCCGAGAAAUUCUUCAAAUGCUAAAACAAUAUUUAUUUAAAAUGAGGCAACAUUUAAAGAGGACAAAUACUCAAUAGAAAGGAAUGUUGUCUUUUUUAGAGGUACUAUUAAGGAAAUAGUUCACCUUAAAACAACAACAACAAAAACACCCUAUGUUGUUCAGAACCCAUAGCCUACUUAUUGCUGUCUGAAAUAUACAUUGUGUAUUGUUUGAGUUGAGUAUAUGCAUAUACUAUAUGUAUACUAAGCCUAUAUGUGCCCCAAAACAUGGAUAAGUGGUUAAAUGUUUAUGAAGUUAAAUGGUUACCAACCUGAACUAAUGUUUUUUAAAAAUGUUGUUAAAAAGGUUCAAAUCUAAAGAUUAGAAAAAGAAUAUAUAUAUAUAUAUAUAUAUAUAUUAAAUUAUUUAUAGUCUACCCAAUAUUGUAUUUUAUGGAAUAUGUCCAAUAUCAGGAGAUACCAACUGCAAAAUUGAGAAUAAAAGCAUUUUGAACAAAAAACAUAAACAUGGUUUAUUUGCGUCCUUAUUUGUUGGGAAAUAGCAAUAAAUAUAUUCUCAGAGGUGUUUUUAAAGUUCUGCCACUUCAAUUUGCGAUUCACAAUA
Messenger RNA from Onychostoma macrolepis, 1491 nucleotides. It is a transcript of the gene insl5b, whose product is annotated as insulin-like 5b. Lineage: Eukaryota; Metazoa; Chordata; Actinopteri; Cypriniformes; Cyprinidae. Gene Ontology annotation, molecular function: hormone activity. The transcript has 3 exons. The record is from RefSeq and is a predicted model, not a curated record. Gene Ontology annotation, cellular component: extracellular region. Bases 446 to 748 code for a protein of 100 amino acids.